AUGGCGGAAGGCGAAGUGAGUGGGUCCCCCCCGCGCGACCUGCUGAACCGGUACAAAAGCAAGUACCGCAAAAUAGACAUCGACAAGGCGAAGGGCAUCCUGCAGGAGCACUUUGGAAUUGCAGAGUUCAAAGAAAAACAAGUAGAGUGUCUAAAUGCAAUUAAAAACUUCAAGCAUGUCCUUAACAUCAUGCCAACAGGAGGAGGUAAAUCACUCAUCUACCAAGUAACCCCACUACUAAUAGAAGGAAUCAGCAUAGUAAUCAGUCCAUUAAUCUCCCUCAUGUAUGACCAAACAAAGUCAUUAAAGAGAAAAAAUAUAGUUGCAGAAACGAUUAAUAGUUCACUCAAUAAAAAAGAAAAUGAAAAAAUUUUGAGUCUUCUCAAAAACUACAAUAAUUGUGACAUCAAGGUUUUAUACGUAACCCCCGAGACAGCCACAAGUGAAUAUUUCAUGAUUGUCUUGAAACAGCUUUACAUUAACGUAAAAAUUGCUUUGAUAUCUAUUGAUGAGGUUCACUGUAUAAGUACCUGGGGUUGUGACUUUAGGAAAAGCUAUCGGAAUUUGAACAAAGUUUUGAAGGCAUGUCCCUACGUGCGUGUGUAUACCUGCACGGCCACCGCUACCAAGUGCGUGGAGAAGGACAUCAUUGUGAACUUAAACUUGGAUGGACACCUUGGGGAGGAGGCGGCCAGCAGGAGGGCCCGCGAAAAGGGGCCCGAGCAGGCGAAGCAUAACCGGAAGGGGCACGAGGGGGAGGGGCAGCAGGAGCAGCAGAAGCUGGAGGGGGAGGAGCAAAAGGGGGAGGAGGAGCAGCAGCAGCAGGGACAGACUACUUACCAAACGGAGAAUCAGACGGGCCUGGCGAGCGAUAACCCGAUUGAUAUACCCAGCGACACCCAGAGCGACGCCCCAAGCAGCCGCGACCCAGAGGGGGGCACCUGCAACUCGCUGCGAAUCGUGCGCACGUCGUUCAACAGACCCAACCUGAAGUACGUCAUUAAAAAAAAAAGUAUUUUUCACAUCAUCCAGGAGAAAAGAAAUAUGGACAAAAUAGGUAUCAUAUACUGUUUUAAACGGAACACCUGCGAUGAAAUUUCCAAGUAUUUAAGAGAGCAGGGGUUCCAAGCCCUGAGUUAUCAUGCCGGAUUGACAAACAGCGCAAGGAAGAGAAUACAAGAAAAAUGGGUCAACGGAAAUGCAAAAAUUUUAGUGGCCACCAUAGCAUUUGGCAUGGGUAUAGACAGAAAGGAUGUCUCCUUUAUUAUUCACUUUAAUUUACCCAAGUCGAUAGAAAAUUAUUAUCAAGAAUCUGGACGUUCUGGUCGAAACGGAAACGUUUCCUUCUGUUACCUGUACUACUCUAAAGAGGAUGUAGAGAGACUCUCCUACAUCAUUCGAAGCAGCUACUCCAACUUGGAUAUGCAGGACCUCACCAUGCAGAAGAAGUACGAAAAGGAGAUAUACAAUCUCGAGUGCGUGCAUAAUUUGUGUGUCCAGGAGAAGUGCGUGCGUUCGCAAAUCCUGGCGCACUUCGGUGAGCUCCCUCCCCCCAGGGGUAGUAGCGGUAGUGGCAACGGCGACGAAGAUUACUGCUGCUCGUACUGUUCCGAUGUGAAGGGCUCGAGGCACAAAAUUGAGAGAGUCAUUAAAAUGUACGAGGAGGCACAUUGGAACAUCCAAUCCAACUAUAACAAAACGAGUGGUAACCACGUGAACUCCUUCAAGAACGUCCUCCACAAAAAGAAGCAUAAGCUAAGUGACUACUCCGACUCGGACAAGGAACGUGGGCUAGAUCAAUAUAAACUAACAAACAAAAGGAUUAAAGGGUUUGUUCCCUUCCAAAGUGCAUCAUCCAUAAUUUCGAAGGACAUCCGAGAUAAGGGCAUCAUUGAAGUUAUGAAGGAGUUGGAGAGAAGGGAAGAGCUCAUGGACAACAAGCUGGAGGAGCGGACCCCCAAAAUCGGGAAAAUGACGCAUUCCAUUUCUCAAUUCACUAAUGUGAAAAAGAAGCCCGUGUUUUCUUCCUUUAAGGUUCCCCGCAAGUUGUGA
Molecule: messenger RNA, 2052 nt
Organism: Plasmodium cynomolgi strain B
Lineage: Eukaryota; Apicomplexa; Aconoidasida; Haemosporida; Plasmodiidae
Product: DNA helicase
Exons: 2
Coding region: 1-2052 (683 amino acids)
Biological process (GO): double-strand break repair via homologous recombination
Cellular component (GO): cytoplasm; chromosome
Molecular function (GO): 3'-5' DNA helicase activity; four-way junction helicase activity; nucleic acid binding
Source: RefSeq, a predicted model, not a curated record